GCCAAAGUAAUCACUGCAUGCGAGUUGGCGGCCGGGCCAACCAAGGUUAGUUAUUAACUUAGCCUUUCCAGUCACUUCUGGGGAACCAAGAGCCGGGCAGUCACCGUGUCGAGGCAUGCUGCCGCCCGGUCCGCACAUCUUACCAUGGCUGACCGCGACCACAGCCCACCGGAGAGCGCUUUAGCCGGGGCCGACCACCUCACGGUAGUGUUCCACAAAGUUGCCAGUCAUGGCGAAUGUGGCGGCAGCGACGACGGCAGCUGGUGCGGCGACACCGAGCCGCCAGAGGCGAGGACCCACUUGCGGGCAUGGUGUGAGCACGACGGGGAUCAUGAGGAGGAGACGGUCGCUUCGAAGUUGCCGGAGGGCGGCGAGAGGGAAACGCUGUGCCCGCCGGCGGCGUCGUGUGUCACCAGGGGGGCAGCAUCCACCGGCGAGAUCGCGAGCCAAGGGAAACCAAAAAGAUGUCCAGGUAUUGGUUUGUUCUACGCCUUCCUGUCCACAGUCUUCUUUUCCAUCAUCUCCCUCUUAGUGAAGACCAUCCAGGGAGUGCACGCUAUCGAGAUCAGCGGCAUCCGCUGCUUCUUCCAGAUGCUCUUCAUUGUGCCCUUACUCAUUUACCACAAGACAGGGUUCCUGGGUCCUCGGGAUAAACGUCUGUAUCUGAUGCUGCGGGGCUUCCUUGGCUCCAACGCCAUGAUCUUGCUUUUCUACGCCGUACAGCAGAUGCCGCUGGCCGAUGCCACCGUCAUCAUGUUCAGUAAUCCAGUGUUUACCUCGCUACUGGCCUGGGUGUUCCUGAAGGAGAGGUGUACAAUCUGGGACUGCAUCUUUACUGUCUUCACCUUAACCGGGGUCAUCCUCAUCGCCCGGCCGCCAUUUCUCUUCGGGGAACAUAUCCAGGGCAUCGAGGGCAACUACACAAACCACAUCAAAGGGACCAUCGCUGCCUUUGCAGGAGCGAUCGGGGCCGCGUGUACCAUGGUUGUCCUGCGCAAGAUCGGAAAGAGCGUCCACUACUACCUCUCCGUGUGGUAUUACGCCGUCAUCGGUUUCAUCGAGUGCGUCAUCACGGUCAGCAUCCUCGGGGAAUGGAAAAUCCCCGCCUGUGGCCAAGACCGUUGGAUGCUGAUGCUGAUCGCCGUCCUGGGCAUCGCGGGCCAGACCUUCCUGACCAAAGCCCUGCAGGUGGAGAAGGCCGGCCCCGUGGCCCUGACGAGGACCGUGGACGUGGUGCUCGCCUUCUUCUUCCAGUUCAUUUUCUUGGGCCGUGCGCCCAGCUGGUGGAGCCUCGGGGGGGCGCUGUGCAUCGUGUUGAGCACCAGCGGCGUUGCCUUGAGAAAGUGGUACAGCAACUCACGCAAGAGCUGAAAGCAGAUAGUUAGGUAUCAUCGCUAUUUAUUGAUACUGUUUUCACGCCCUACUGUUUUUGAUUUUUUUUCUGUACUUUAUUUGUUAUGAACAUGCAAAGCUGCAAGGAGGUUUACAGUGGCGCCUCCAAAGUCGAGUCCAACCGUAACACUCUGGAGUAACACAAAAUUCAAACCAUCAAGUGUGAUUUUUUUUUUUUUUUUUUUUUUAACACACUGAUGCGCCGUUACCAUUUUAUCCGGAGCGAGUACAAGUGCUUACAUUUGAGUGUUUGCCAGUACCGAUACUUGAUAAUGGCAUUACGUCUUGCGAUUGUGAUGAAUGCCUAAUGAUUUUGAAAAGACGACUGUGGAAUCCAAACAGCGCGCUGACCAGAUUGUGUUUGACUUUGGGAGUUCCACUGGACCUUGUUUUUGCAAAUGAGUAACACAAAGGUAGUUGAGCUUUAGUUAAACAUUUUCUUGACAUUUCUAAUGAAGCUGAAUGAUUUUACUCUUGUGCACUAGUGAGGAAGACAGCCACUGCUAAACCUGCAUUACACUUCUUAGUUUAUCUCUGUUCUUAUGUGCAAUACAAAAAUGUGAAAGUGUGAACAUCACCGCAAUAAAACGGCUCGAUUCAGGACGAUCUUAGCUUGUCGUCCUCUGCCCCCUAUUUUUUUUAGUUGAGUCUAAAUGAAGUAAGCAAAGCCAGCAUUAUGACAAUUGGCACUGUGACAAAAAAAGAAAACCUCAUAGGAUCAUGAUAAAACACGUCUUAAAAGACUCAUGAUGCUGAGAGAUCACUCAUGGAUAAUAAACCCAGCAUGUUGAUGCACCAGCAAUUUUAGCACUGAAACGAGGGAUGGGCAUUUCAGGUCGGCAUGGACUUUGGAGUCGUUAUUUUAAACAACAAAAAGUCACGCAUUCCAUUCUGUUUCAAUCACUUCAAGAUGCCAUUGAAAACAAUACACAAUCAAAAUUAACAAUGACGGGUAAUUAUUAUGCCCAUCCCAACCUUAAACAUCAUGAAGUCCCCCCCCCCCCCUUUUUGUUUGUUUUGUUUGUUACAUUACUUGGUGGUUUAAGUGAAGUAGGAUUCUCUCAGGGAUCACGUUAGUUAUUUAAUGGAAUAAUUUAUUUCAUCACGUCUGUUUCCUCUACAAAACGAUGCUUAAAUGUAAAUAAUUUAAAUGUGCCUUGACUGAACUCACCUUGAGGCAGCUCUCGGGGGUUGGGGAGGGGUUGGGGGUGGGAGUAUUGGGACACAUGGCCAAGA
Messenger RNA from Phycodurus eques (leafy seadragon), 2628 nucleotides. It is a transcript of the gene slc35g1, whose product is annotated as solute carrier family 35 member G1. NCBI's taxonomy places the organism in Eukaryota, Metazoa, Chordata, Actinopteri, Syngnathiformes, Syngnathidae. The coding region runs from base 145 to 1371 and encodes 408 amino acids. Gene Ontology annotation, cellular component: plasma membrane; endoplasmic reticulum membrane. The record is from RefSeq and is a predicted model, not a curated record. The transcript is spliced from 5 exons. Gene Ontology annotation, biological process: calcium ion export across plasma membrane; regulation of cytosolic calcium ion concentration.